Molecule: messenger RNA, 4523 nt
Organism: Neocloeon triangulifer
Lineage: Eukaryota; Metazoa; Arthropoda; Insecta; Ephemeroptera; Baetidae
Product: receptor-type tyrosine-protein phosphatase C-like
Exons: 25
Coding region: 23-4021 (1332 amino acids)
Biological process (GO): protein dephosphorylation
Molecular function (GO): protein tyrosine phosphatase activity
Source: RefSeq, a predicted model, not a curated record
CACAAAUAUUUAAGUAGUGAACAUGAUGAAAUUGGGGAAGAUAAUUUUCUUGUUGGUUUUCUUCACGUGUGGUUCGAAAAAUGGCGCUCAGGGAUAUUUGAUUGCAAUAAAAAACGGCCAAUAUGUAGAAGUUUGUCUUACUGAUGAAAUUAACGGUAAAGGCUCUGAUAAAGAUCUUUUGGAUUCCAAUGGAUAUCCCCUUAUACUAGCAGGGCACGAUUGUAAUCUGGUUGUCGAAAACGGCUGCGAAUCUUGGAAUAUCGAAGGGACGUACUUGACCCCAAAUAUACAGAAUGGAUAUGAUUUAUACCCACCAGUUGAUGAUUUCCGCCUAAUCGAUAUUCCUAUCAUUACUAACAAUAAAGAUGAACUCAUAAGGGCCGCCUCAUUUAAAAGUUCAGAGGACGCACGACUUCGUUUUUCCGUUUUGGCAUCGUCUAGUGCCCAAUUUCUAAUGUCGAACAGCGAAAAACACGAAGAGGGAUACAUCAUCGUGUUGGAUGGAUGGGGCGACCGACACAGAUCGUCAAUUCGAUAUUGCAAACCGUUUCCAGUCACCGGAAGUGGACAAUGUGAAGAAUUAACAAACAUUGACAAUAUGCCUUUAUUGAAAAAUGGAAAUGUGUGGAUUCCUGUCACAUUGGAAUAUCGGAAGACACAACAAAUGGUCUCGGUGAACGUAGGCAACCUGACAAGUUUUUUCCAAGCAAAAAUAACGCAAAAAGACUAUCUAAAUGUCGAAGCUAAGAACUACGAAUAUGCCGUGACUUUGAACUUAGCAGCUGGGAUUUUUCAAGGAAAUGGAAAACUUAAGUUUCACCAAUAUAAAGUUCUAAUGCCGAGUAAAAAGUUUUCAAAAAUUAGAACAUCAGUAAAAAAUAUCAGAGGCACUUUGCCCAUUUGCGUGGACGUUAUUUUCUGGUUGUCCAGUGAUGAAAAAUUCAUACGCAACAAAGAAGUGUUUUCAAUGACAGUAUCGCGCCAAAACUCUCCAAUAUUUAUAGGAAACGGAAAGUUCAACGGCAAAAAGAAUGAAUGGAAAAAAGUAAGAUUCACAUCUGAAAAUCGUAUUCAGAGUGGGGACGUCAUUGAAUUAACAUUUCUCGACACUAAACUGACGAUUGGCGGGAUCAGAUUUUGUGCGAAAGAUACAAAGGGUGAUCUUAAUAUCAAGCCUAAGCAUGAUAUUCAGUCCUGUGACAUUUUCUCUCCCAUGGGAACCUCCAAAAGCAGGGAAGGAAGUCACAAAAAACUGGUGGAAGUAACAUCGAAUAAUAAGAUUUGCCAAUAUAUUGGUUUUGCAUCUUGCGUUGGUCUCAAGGCGUGCGACGGCAACGAAGAAUGCGCAUGUUUCCCCUCAUUCAGCGGUCAUUUUUGUAAAAAUGGUUGUGCAGCCAAAAAGUACGGUUGGAAUUGUUCAUUUAAAUCAAAUAAGUCCUGCGAGGGAGAUGAAAUCAAUUAUAAUGGAUCGUGCAGCAGAGGUUGUUUGCCUGGGUACAGAAGGCUGCAUUGCCUUGACAGAAUUCGUCAAAUAAAUCCAGAGCUAUCUGCCAUUGAUAUUGGACCUACUAAAAUUAGUCUUGAUAUGUGGAAACUUACAAAAAAUGACUCUUCCUUCAGCAGAAUUGCAAUACAAAUUAAGAGAAACAAAUCGGAAUCUUGGCACACUUCUGUUGACUACAAAAAUCCCUUGGUUCAGUUAGUCUAUAUUGAUGGCUUGGAGAAAAAUACCGUAUACAAUUUAAGACUUGUGCUCUACGAAAUGGAUGAACAGUUUAAUGACAAAAAUUUGAAAGACAUUCAGUUUACCACCAAGCUCUGCCAGCCAAUUGAUAACAGAAGCGUGGAAAUUAAAGUUGCCGAACCGUUCACUGUCCACGUUAGAUUCAAAGCUGAUAAUCAGACUUUGGCUGAUCCGUGUAAAUUGACUCACCUGAAGAUCACCAGAAAUAAUUCAGAAGUAGCGUGGACAGAAAUUAUCACUAACUAUGAGCUUAAAAGAGAUAUUAAGAAUUUAACAGCAAAUGCUGAAUACCAAAUAUCAAUUUUUGCAGAAGAUUCAAGCGUAAUAAAUUAUACUUAUAUCCCAAAUACAGCUCUUGACUUGCGGUUAUCAAAAGCCAGUGAAAUCUGGUGGCCAAUCACAAUCGGAGUUUUAGUAUUAACGGGAACUUUACUUGCUCUCUGUGCAGUGAGGAAUAAAAUGAAAAGAUCGAAUGUCAUUCCAAGCGUUUCUUCAACUCACGAAUCACAAACCAAUCCCGAUUUAAUUGAAAACUGCCCUCAAGAGGGGCCAAAAUGUAAUGAAACGACACCAUUCAAUUCCUCCGCGAUAAAAAUUACAGAGUUUGAGCAGUAUUUGGAGUCCACUAUUGAUUCUGGAACUCUGAAGCAACAAUUUGAGCAUCAUCCUCGAGGUCAAACGCAGUCCUGGGUUGUUGGUACAAAACCGGCUAAUAAGAAAAAGAACCGAUACGCAAAUUUGGCCGCAUACGACUCCACCAGAAUCAUUCUUAAACACGAUCCUCAUGACGAAAAUGCAGAUUAUAUAAAUGCUAAUUACGUUGAUGGUUUUCAGCGACCCAAUGCUUACAUAGCUACGCAGGGGCCAAAAACUCAAACUGUUAAUGACUUUUGGUGCAUGAUUUGGCAAGAAAAAGUUACUCAGAUCGUAAUGGUGACGAAUAUUGAGGAGAGCGGAAAAAUAAAGUGCGAGAAAUACUGGCCAGACCCCGGAAAAAGCAAAAAAUUCGCCGGAUUUAGCGUUAACAAUCUGGAGGAAAAAAUUCACGCGCACUUUGUGGUUCGAACGCUUUCUGUUUCUUACAGCGAUAAAAACAAACUGGUGCAACAAUUGCAUUUCACAACCUGGCCUGAUCACGACGUGCCUCUCUAUCCGCAAACCAUGGCAAUUUUUGUUGAGAAAAUGAUACAACACCAAUCGCAAGGUCCGAUCGCAGUUCACUGCAGUGCCGGUGUUGGUCGAACGGGCACAGUGAUUUUGAUCCAUGCUUCUCUUCUAAUGGCUCGCAAACAUGGUUUCGUUGACGUCUUCAAAAUUUUUGGCCAAAUGCGCUCACAGCGUGCUAAUUUAGUUGAUAAUUUGAAGCAAUAUGAAUUUGCGCAUUUGGUUCUUUUGGAAGCGAUCGCUUUUCCUAAGUUGGAUUUUCCAUGCUCCGAAUUUGAAGCUGAAUUCGCCGUUCUCAUGAAAUCCAACAAACAGAAGCUCACUGAAAGUUUUACAAAACUGAACGAAAUUUGUAACAAUGAUUGGAAACGAGCGGAGAAACAGGUCGCCGCAGUUGAAAUGGAAAAAUGUCGUCAACCACAAAUAUUAGGCUCUCCAUCAAGGUAUGUGCGUCUCUUUCCCUACGGAAGCGUUACCAAAAUGAGUUUUGUGAAUGCCGUGUUUGUGGACGGCUAUCAGAAAGAAAAGCAGUUCAUUGCCACGCAGGUGCCCAUGCAGGACACGGUGGCGGAUUUUUGGCGCAUGGUGCAUCAAUUCAACGUUCAGCAGAUAGUCGUGCUCAACGAGUCACACGCCACGGACGGAUCAUACAUACCAACAGAACAAACAAGUUUAACUUUUGAUGAGCUGAAAAUAAUAUCAGUAGCGGCAGAAGAAAGAAAUAAUGGAUGCCUGCAGUCUAUUAAAAUUCAUGCGGGUCAACAGGAGGAAAAAAUGGUAUACAUGCAUUUUUGCAAAGAUUGGAAUGUAGGCGCUUUGAAAUGCCCAAGUACGGAGACACUUGUUGAGUUGUGGGAAGAAAUGAGCAGAGCCACCACAAGCAUGACGCUCAUCAUGUGCCAUGAUGGCGCGACUGCGUGCGGAAUCUAUCUUGGCAUUGGAUUUUUGCUGGAGAAGAUGAAACUGGAGCACCAAGUAGAUGCUGCACUUGCUCUACGUACGCUGCGAAAAUCAAGACCCGCGUUUAUAUCAAAUAUUGUUCAGUAUGAGAUGCUUUUUGAAGCUGCGCGAGCCUACCUUCAAACAUUUGACACAUACGGGAAUUUUAACUAGUAAUUAAGACUCUGAAUUAUACACUUUCGAGCUUUGCUAUCAUAGUGUUCUAGUAAUAAUGUUCAAUUUGAGUGCAAAUGCAGAUUCACAUUAUUUGGUAAAGGAAAGAUAAUUUUAAAAACAAAAUAAUAAUAACGCUUAAAAUUAUCACUCUUGUUAUAGCUUAAAGAAUUGUAUAUAGCAUUAUUAAAUACCACUAUACUAAGCGAAAUAAUAUUUUUAUAACUUGUGAAUCUUGAUUUUAAUUAACCUUUUAAUUGUAAGAUGUAAGUUGAAAGUUCUACACAAUUGAGUUUUCAAUAUUGCAUAUUUUUCUGAAUUUAAAUUUUGAUGUUUUUACUAUACAAAUAGGUAAAAUUUCAAAAUUUUAGACGAACUUUAUAAACAUUCAAAUAUUAAUUGUUUUAUUCCCCAAUUCGAUUUCAGACGAAAUCAAAGCAAGGGAAAAUGUCUCCGUUAUGUUUUAGCUUUGUAAUCAGGAAUAAAAAACAAUAAAGUAAAA